This is a messenger RNA of Brassica napus (rape), 1143 nucleotides long. RefSeq lists its product as uncharacterized. Bases 1 to 1143 code for a protein of 380 amino acids. The transcript is spliced from 5 exons. Lineage: Eukaryota; Viridiplantae; Streptophyta; Magnoliopsida; Brassicales; Brassicaceae. The record is from RefSeq and is a predicted model, not a curated record.
AUGGCGUUCACCCAGAUGACGCCAAAAUUUUUUCGAUACUUCCUAGGUUGCUGGGUUCGAGCUCUGGAAGAGGGUCUCGAAUUUGGUCUCAGAGAGUUAAAGCAACUAUUCGCCAUAAAGCGAAACAACGGCUUUCCUGGUACGAUGAUUCUCGCUCCUCGAGGAGGUCGUGGUAUUAUCGAAGGAAUUCCUAAUAGGGAUAAUCGAUGGAGGGAGAAGUUUUUCGUUUUCAAGAUAAAUCUGGCGUCAGUCGGUGACUUUGAUUUCGAGAGUAUUCCUCGGGAAUGGUCUGACGACAUCGAGCCUUUUGGAUCCGCACCUAUGUCUCUCGAGCUCCGUGGGUUAAUUGAUACUUUGCGGCGGGGUAGCACUCGCAGGCUCUCCUUUACUCCUGAACGAAUUCAAGCCGCCCUCGCUCUUCCACCGGGUGCAAAUCGUGCUAGCCCUGUUGCCUUGAAGACUCCUGUUCGACCCGAGAGAGGUCGGGGCACAAAAAGAAAGAAGGAUGAGGAGGCGUCGUCCAAUCAUGCUGACGAGCCUUCUGAGGCCGGAUCGUCAGAGAGGACUCGGACAGUCCAUCAAGGGCUGGUCCUUAGGUUGAGAUCGCACGCUCAGUCCCCUGGUCUUCCUGCUAGGCCAGUGUCAAUUGCUAUUCCGUCUGGUGGAGCUCGCGAAUCGCGGGAUAGUUCGGUGAGUUCUGCUGGCGAUCGAGCUCUUGACGACGAGAUCGAUUCUUCGUCUCGUCGAUCUCGACGUCGAGUUUUAGAAGGGAACAACUCUGUGACUUCGAGAUCAUCGAACCCGAGGCCUUCUUCACCACUGCGUGCUUCCGGUGAAGGUACUUCAGAGAUCCCCAUCCUUGAGAACCCCGAGUCAUUAGCAACAAUUUGGCGUAAGGUCAGAGAAAAGGGGUGCGAGCUUCCUUCUUUGGAACAUAUGCGAGAGUGCGAUGCCUACGUUCGGAUGGCAGUCGCAAAUGCCAAUGCUAUGGAGGCGAGCAAUGAUUAUGCUGCUUUGAUGGUGGGGCGAUUGACGAGUUUUCCUAGUAAGGAUGAGAUUGCGGGUCACCUUCUCACGAUCCAACAGCUUCGGGUGAGCUGGCUGCUGCUCGGGAGGUGGAGAACAACGCGAAGAGGAUUUUGA